AUGGUGAUUAGCUUGACAUUGAGCCGACGGCUGCCGUCUCGUUGGCCCGGCCUCCUGCGGUGCUGCAGUACUAACACAGAAAGCUCCGCCAGAAGUGCUGUUCUGGACAAUGUGCUCUCUACGUUCAGGUCUAUAUGUGGUGAGGACAAUGUCUCAUUGGGUGAAGCUGUCAGAGAGCAACAUGGCAAAGAUGAAUCUGUACACAGAUGUUGUCCCCCAGAUGUGGUGGUGUUUCCUCGUUGCGUGGAGGAGGUCAGUGCCCUGGCCAAAGUUUGCCACCACCACCGCUUUCCCAUCAUCCCUUUUGGCACCGGGACUGGCCUGGAGGGAGGGGUCGGCGCAGUGAAGGGCGGUGUGUGCUUCAGUCUGAGGAACAUGGACCAGGUUCUGGAUCUCCACCAGGAGGACUUUGACGUGACAGUGGAGCCCGGGGUGACUCGGAAGGCCCUCAAUGCCUACCUCCGAGACACCGGCCUGUGGUUUCCUGUUGAUCCUGGAGCUGAUGCCUCUCUGUGUGGUAUGGCUGCCACCAGUGCGUCUGGUACUAAUGCAGUACGUUAUGGAACUAUGAGGGAGAAUGUUAUAAACCUGGAGGUGGUGCUGGCUGACGGGACCAUCAUACACACAGCUGGGAAUGGCCGACGUCCCAGGAAGACUUCAGCAGGUUACAACCUGACAAACCUGUUUGUGGGUUCAGAGGGCACCCUGGGGAUCAUCACCAAGACAACGCUGCGCCUGUACGGCAUCCCAGAGGCCAUGGUGUCAGCAGUCUGCUCUUUCCCCUCUAUCCAGGAUGCUGUAGACAGCACUGUGCAGGUCCUCCAGGCCGGAGUACCCAUCGCUCGCAUCGAGUUUCUGGAUGAUGUGAUGAUUGAUGCGUGCAACAGGUUCAGUGGUCUUUCCUAUCCUGUGACCCCAACUCUGUUCCUGGAGUUCCACGGCUCUGAGCAAAGCCUCGAGGAACAAGUCAACACAACUGAGGACAUCACCCACAGUAACAGAGGGUCAGAUUUUCAGUGGGCUCGAGAUGCAGAGACAAGGAACCAGCUGUGGAAAGCUCGUCAUGAUGCCUGGUACGCUGCUCUGGCUCUCAGACCUGGCUGCAAGGCCUACGCUACAGAUGUGUGUGUCCCUAUGUCUCGACUGCCUCAAAUCAUUGUGGAGACAAAAGAGGACCUGAUUGAAAACAGACUUACAGGUCCCAUAGCGGGUCAUGUAGGAGACGGUAACUUCCAUUGUCUGAUGGUGGUGGAUCCCAACAACGCAGAGGAGAUGCACAGGGUCCACCUGUUCACUGAGAGACUGGCCAGGCGAGCUCUGGCCAUGGACGGCACAUGUACGGGGGAGCACGGAGUGGGUUUAGGGAAGAGAGCGCUGCUGUGUGAGGAGAUGGGACCCAUGGCAAUCCAGGUCAUGCAGGGUCUGAAGGACGCCCUUGACCCAUAUAACGUGAUGAAUCCUGGGAAAAUCCUGCAGCCAAGAGAACUAUAAACAGUAUUUUAGUCACUAACCAUGGGAAAUCUGCUCACUGUUGAUGGCUUGAUCAGAGACUUUCACAAUGAGCUUGUUUUUUUUAGAGCGUGUAGAAAUGCCUCUGUUAAAACAGGACAUUUGGAUAACACUGAACAGAGAUGGAUCAGUCAAAAGUGAAAAGCAAUAGGAUGUCACUGGGAAGACGCUGUUAUUCUAAUUUGGGGGGUGUUAGAUUCUACAUAAAUCUGUGAUGAUUUCACUGGUGUUGCUGUUUCUGCCGUCAGGUGCACUGUGUGCUUCUGCAUUGUUUUACAGAGGGAUCUAAAAAUGUAUGAAUGGAAUCAAGAAAGUCAAGAAUGGUUUAUUUUGAGUAGAUUGUGACAGGUACAUGGAAUAAUCAAGAAUAAUCAAGCAGUACAAAGACUAAAUGAUCUUUGGCUUUUCAACACUAAAAAUAAUCAUUAGUUUGUGCACUGCAUACUGUGUUACACUGUGACACAUGUAGCAGUCAGAGAUGUGUAAGGCUUCCUUAUUUCCCAUAGAAAAUGGACAGAGCAACAGCAGGUAUCAUACACUGUCAUAAAACCACAACAUACUGUAUGUCUGGAAAAUAUCAGCAUUGAAGUUGGUACAUGGUGUCAAACAGUUUGAAGGAACAAAUUUGUUGAGACAGCAGUUGUUCCCAACCUGUGGGCUGUGAGCCACUAAAAGAA
This is a messenger RNA of Seriola dumerili (greater amberjack), 2186 nucleotides long. It is a transcript of the gene ldhd, whose product is annotated as lactate dehydrogenase D. Gene Ontology annotation, molecular function: D-lactate dehydrogenase (cytochrome) activity; D-lactate dehydrogenase (NAD+) activity; FAD binding. Gene Ontology annotation, biological process: lactate catabolic process. Bases 1 to 1491 code for a protein of 496 amino acids. The transcript has 11 exons. The record is from RefSeq and is a predicted model, not a curated record. Lineage: Eukaryota; Metazoa; Chordata; Actinopteri; Carangiformes; Carangidae. Gene Ontology annotation, cellular component: mitochondrion.